Nothobranchius furzeri (turquoise killifish) is the source of this 4220-nucleotide messenger RNA. It is a transcript of the gene litaf, whose product is annotated as lipopolysaccharide-induced TNF factor. The record is from RefSeq and is a predicted model, not a curated record. Gene Ontology annotation, cellular component: cytoplasmic side of lysosomal membrane; cytoplasmic side of late endosome membrane; nucleus. Gene Ontology annotation, molecular function: zinc ion binding. NCBI's taxonomy places the organism in Eukaryota, Metazoa, Chordata, Actinopteri, Cyprinodontiformes, Nothobranchiidae.
GAGCUGAAGACGACACGGCAUGGAAGCCAGCUGGUAAAACUAGAAACUUCUAUAGGGAUUUUAUUAAAAAGCUAAAUUUAUUCAAAUAAACAUCUUUUAACUACUAGAAUUCUACAAUUAUUUAUAGGUUUCAUGUUUGAGGAAACAAAUUGUUCUUAUAUUUCUGAACCUAAAUGAAGCUAACAUUCACUUUAGCCUUCUUUUCUGUAUCUUAGAUUUUUGGUGGAAUGAUGGCUCAUAUUUUGGUUUGUGCAACAUAAAAAGUCUAAUUUUUGAUUUGUGGUGAGCUUUAUAAGUGAGGAGGAGGUUUUUUAUAGUGGAUGCAGACUUGAACUGGCACUUUUUAGUCCAAUCAUGUCUAACCUUUGGUGGUUAAAACAUCUGAUGGUCAGACCCAGACUAUAGAGGAACCAACCUUUGGCUAAAACAUUUCUAAUCCUUUACAUGUUUAUUUAAUCUGCAGAUGCUUGUCUGUAAAGAGCACUCAGAACUAAACAUGGUUUCAGACACUAACAUGCGUUAUUCUGCCGUCUAGCUGCCAUCAUGACGUCUUUAGAAUACAAUGCAAGUAAAAUAUCAGUGGAACUGAAACAGCUUACAUUUAGAGAGCAUCAGCUUGAAGACAGAAAGAAGAUUCUGUGUGUUUUCCGGGAGUUGAGGAAACGCGCUGAUUGUGAGCAUACAGAAGAAGCAGCUGCAACUGAAGACGAGAUUGAAGACAUUAAUAAAGACCUAAAGGCAAUCAGUGAAAGGAAGGCUGAACUCCAGAAGACUUAUGAAGAAAUCCUGGUUUCCAAAGACCAGAAAAAGAUUGACGAUAAGGAGUCACAGGCUGGUUUUGAUGAAAACGACUCUAGUGUUUACGUCGUUGAGCUUCCACCUUCCUAUCCUGCCCCUACAGUGAUCCUGGAUGCGGAGAAGCUUCCACCACAUCCAUGCAGGACUCAGUGCCCGGAAUGUCGAGUGUUUAUCAUAACAGAAACGUUCACUUCCAUCAGCAGUGUGACCUGGCUUGUGUGUUUCAUGUCAGCCAUGAUUGGCUGUGUAGCCGGCUGCUGUCUCAUUCCUUUCUGCAGCGACAAGUUCAAGUCCAUCACACACAGAUGUCCAAAGUGUAGGACACCGAUUGUAACCCUCAAAACUCUCUGAGACGAGGUUUAUUGGUAACAUGGAGGUUUUUUUUAAUGUUGAUACAUAACGAAGCCCAUUAGCUGUGUGAUUUGAGAUGUUUUCCAUAGAUUAGGUUUACAGUGUUGUCAAAAAGUAUGGAAGUCCUUACAGAUUUCUUCUGUUUGUCAUUUAUGUGUCACACCUAAAUGUUUCAGCUCAUCUAACAAAUGUCAAUAUCUGACAAAAGUAACCGGAAUAAAUACAAACUGCAGGAAUUUUGUCCAACUCUUCCUUAGAGAGUUGUUUUAUUUCAGCCACACUGGAGGGCUUUUGAGCGGGAACAGCCUGUUUAAGGUCAAAGGUCAAAUAUUCUCUAAUAGGAUGUUCUGGUAGAGAGCAGGAUGCAUGGUUCCAUCAGCUACAGCACUGCCACCACAUGUCUGAUGGGUUUUUAAUGCAGUGUUAGUUUCACCAUCAGCAUAAAGCUUUCAGUAUAGUCUUGGAUGAGUUUGUUUGUUCUUGAGUUUCUGUCUAAACAUUUAAAGAAUAAAAAAGGGUCAAUUUUCACCAUCGAAUUGACACAGCAUAACCUUUCAUGCACGCCAGAGCUGCAAAGUCAAGGUUACGCCAGCUGGAGGAUCCAGACGCACAAAUCAACCUUUUGCUCACUUAGAGUCCUCCUUCAUCAACAUAAUGUGAAAUUUCAUUUUUUGCUGAUGAAUGCCAGAUCUAUCUCCCUCUUCGACGUGGAGAGGAUAGAUCUGUUUCUCCUUUACUGGACUGUUUGAAGGACAUAAAAUGUUGGAUGGCUUCUAAUUUUUUGCACCUAAAUGAGAGCAAAACGGAAGUCAUAAUACUUAGUCCUGGCAGAAGAAAUGGCUCAGGUGCUGAUAUUGACCUUGGCCCAUUGACCCCCUAUGAAAAGAAAAUGGUCAGUAAUUUGGGGAUAAAAAUGGACUCCUCACUUAAUCUUGACACUCACGUCAAUAAAGUGGUGAGGUCCUGUUUUUUUAACCUGAAAAGACUAUCCAGGAUCAGGCCUCUGCUGUCCAGAGCUCAUCUGGAGUCUGUGUUGCAUGCUUUCGUCCUGUCCCGGCUGGACUACUGAAACGCUCUGUAUGCUGGUCUGGCCCAGUGCACGGCUGCACGAUUCCAGUUUGUGCAGAACUCAGUGGCUAGGUUCCUGACAGGUACUAGAUGUCGAGAUCACAUUACACCAGUGCUGACUGCUCUGCACUGGCUCCCGGUGCAAUUCCGAGCUAAAUUUAAAAUCUUAACUCUCGUUUAUAAAGCCCUCCAGGGCAGUGCCCCCUCUUACAUUACUGCACUUUUGCACAGGUAUGCUCCAUCUCUGUCUCUUCGCUCAGCCGAGCAGGAACUUCUGGUGGUCCCCCGGUCGAAAUGUCAAUCGAGGGGUUAUCGUGCAUUUUCUGUUUUGGCUCCAACUCUGUGGAAUGAAUUGCCAUUGAGCAUUAGGCAGCCACCGUCCCUUCCAGUCUUUAAGUCUCGUCUGAAGACUCAUUUUUAUUUGAUUGCUUUUCAGUGCUAGGGUUCUUUGAAUUGCCCUGACAUUAUGGUUUUAAUUCUUCUUCUUUUUGAUCAGGAUGCUUGAUCUUAUUUUGUCCAUCAUUUGUUUUUAAUUGAUUAGUCUUAUUCUGUUUUCUCUCUGUAUUUGUAAUGUUGUUUGCUUGAUAUUUUAUGAUUUUAUGUUUUUAUCUUGCUUUUAUGCCCAGGUACUGGGAAUGUUUUUAUGAUGAUGCUGUUCAGCACCUUGGGCUUCUGAUAAAGUUGUGGAAGGUGAUCUACAAAUAAAAUUGAAUUGAAUUGAACAGUGUUCUUCAACGCAGAUAUGAAUAAACUGUCAAGGUCUCCCGCAAAAGCCCUUCUCUCUGCCCAGACUGCUGGAUUCCCCACUCUGAAUAAAAGUGAAUCCUCACGAAUCCUACAAGGCUUUACUGCUUAUAAGUUAAAUAAUCAUAUGUGAUAAAUGAACAAGAUGUUUAAACCAAACGUUUGAAUAAUCUGUGCUUAAAUCAAUGAAGUUGAACUGAGCGUUGCUCUUACAAUGAUCCAUUGCAGAUCUUAUUAUCAGUAUACGUUUUGAUUUAACAAGUUAAUCAUUAUCUAGACUCAUACACAUCUUCAUAAGAUACAAAUUAAGAUUAAGAUUCACCUCACAUAACGUUUAUAGAUUCUUAUUCACAGAGUUAAGAAUCUUGUAUUUGAGGGAAGGCGUGGCUUUCUGGGGAAUGUUUUGGUAAAGCCUUCCUGACAUGGCACAUUCUGAUUUGCCAGAAUGGCCAGAAAUCAUGGCAAAGUAGUCUGAUAAAACAAGAAUUACUUCCCGAUUAAUUCAGUUUCGAGCAGAGUUCUGAUCCGGCCAAUUCGGAACAAGCAUCCUUGAUACAUCUUUUGACCUACAGUCAACCUGUUUGCAUGCUGCAAGCUGACACAGCCAGACAGCUCCAUAAGAGCCACUUCCGCUUUGGUUGCAAACAACCAUUCCAGCUACUGUUGUGACCUGGAGACAUCUCAAGACUGGACGGGUCGUAUCGACGUUAAUCUACUGGCUUCAGGUGCCGUGAAGCCCACUCGAUUUCUGACAGUCCGGAUCUGCUGGGGGUAUCCGCCAGGGUUUGUAGACACAACCGAUUGAGUCUGAUGCUGUUUUAUUAAUAAUCAACUCUUGUCAUGUUCCUGAGCUGAGGUGAGCACUCUCUCAUUACUAACCAUCUCUGAGGCAAUCUUCCACAGGUGAGGAGCGGAGGGAGCUGCGGGUGCGCCGAAUCUCCAAUCAGGAGGUCAGGUAUAAAGGGAGGAUGGAGACACCACACUACACCGGAUGAUUGCAACUGUUAGGAUACUCCACUCUACCCACUACUCUCGCCGCUCGAACCCCGGAUUUCCAGAACCACGUCCCAUCCUCCUCUACAACGCCUGCCGUUUUGUCUCCGCUGCCUCACCCGCCUCAGCCCGCUGAGCCACCACCCACACUCACCUUGGCUACCCACCUUUCCGCACAUCCUGGACUAAUAUAUGGACUAAGCCGAACGGCACACCCUCACUGGACUUACCAGUGCACUUUUUGUUCCUGUUUUAAAAUAAAAGAA